CAAUUUUCGCUGUUUUUCACCAAGUUUUGAUAAAAUUGAAUUCCAAAAAAACAGAAGGCAAAUUUGUACAAAUUUCAAUACGAUCUUCUGUCGGCAACGAUGCUCGAUGGUUGGUACUGUCGUUCGAUGAACGAACAAGCACUUCAGCAACAGCAGCAGCAGCAACAACAUCCACAUCCGUCCCAGUCGCAAAGCCGAAACUCGCUGGAUGGUGACGAUUUGGGCGACCGGGAAGAUCGGGACGGUGGCGACAGCUCCGGCCAGGAAGAGGACAGCGACGAGGAUGUUCUGCCGAGAAGGCGCAACAUUGACUACAAGGCACAGUACAACACUCUCAAGAAGAAGCUGAAGUAUCUGCUCUAUGAGAAUGAAUUCUUCCAAGAGAAUUUACGCACCAGCCAGCGCCGGCUGUUGAAGGUCACCCGCGACAGAUCAUUCCUGCUGGACCGGCUGCUGCAGUACGAAAAAACUGAUCUCACAUCUUCGGAAAGCGAAGACACCGAAUCGUCGGAUGAUUCGUCGAAAAUGGAACCAGCUCCGACGGUAGGUCGGAAGCGCAAGAACGACGCGUCCGGUUCGAACAAUGCUUCACUGAUAAAGAAUCCACCCAAGCGGAGGAAACCCGGUCCGAAGAAGCAAAUUCCUCAGCAGGUAGUGCUCCAGCAGCAAGCCAUUCUGCAGCAGCAACGACAGCUGCAAGCUCAACAUCAGGCGCAGAUUAUGGCCCAGCUGCAGGCUCAGUCGCAGCAGUUCCACCAGCAGCAUCAGAUUGUCAACAAUCACCAUCAGCAGCAGCAACAGCAACAACAGCACCAGGAAGGCCAUCUGACGACGGAGGAAGUCGAGCGACACCUGCAAUCGCGGGCCCAAUCCAUGCUGGAGGUGGUUCCGGAGGGGGAGCUGCCGAACGAGAUGUUCAGCCAGAAUCCAUCCAGCGAAUCCAAUGACCAGAUGGUGGACACUUCACCGAGCAACAUCGGCGAGGAGUGCCUGUCGGUCGAUUUGAACAUGAUGCAACAGGAAUGACCGCAGGACUGCAGUUUGUGUCUGUAGGUUUUGGUGUGUUAGCUUUUAUGGAAUAAAUCGAUGCGAUUGAACGGAA
Ochlerotatus camptorhynchus is the source of this 1102-nucleotide messenger RNA. RefSeq lists its product as uncharacterized. The record is from RefSeq and is a predicted model, not a curated record. Gene Ontology annotation, biological process: chromatin remodeling. Gene Ontology annotation, cellular component: Ino80 complex; nucleus. NCBI's taxonomy places the organism in Eukaryota, Metazoa, Arthropoda, Insecta, Diptera, Culicidae. The coding region runs from base 100 to 1026 and encodes 308 amino acids. The transcript has 2 exons.